AUGAAGAUGAGGAUGACCCUGAGUACAAUUUCCUGGAGGAUUUGGACGAACCGGACACGGAGGAUUUCAGGAACGACCGAGCUGUCAGAAUCACCAAGAAGGAGGUGAAUGAGCUGAUGGAGGAGCUCUUCGAGACGUUCCAGGACGAGAUGGGUUUUUCCAACAUGGAGGACGAGGGUCCCGAGGACGACGACGCCGCAGGGGAACCUCGGCCCAACUUCAACACCCCCCAGGCCCUCAGAUUUGAGGAGCCCCUGGCCAAUUUGCUGACGGAGCAGCACCGCACGGUGAAGGAGCAGCUGGAGCAGCUGAGGAUGAGGAAAUGCAGCCUGAAAACGGCCCCGGAGAGCGAGAAACCCAAAAACCCCAAAGAGAAACCCCCGGAGAGCCUCGGGCUGAGCGCGGGACAGAGACAGCGGCUGCGGCAGCAGAUGGGACAGCACGUGCAGCUGCUGACCCAGAUCCAUCUCUUGGCCUCGUUCAACCCCUCCCUGAGCUCCGAGGCCGCCACCACCCGAAUGUUUYUGAAUGAACUGGGCAGCUUUGCCCGCAGUUCCACKCUGCUGAGGGCCCCCCUGAACCCCAAAUUCCAGAGUCUGUUCCAACCSCCCAACCUGAGCGGGGCCCUGCAGCUCCUGGAGGAAUUCCACAGCCACGUCCCCCUGGAGAGCAGCCCCCGGAAAGGGGGAAAGAAAAACGAAAAUUGUGAUUUUUUUGGUAUAAAAUUGAAUUUUUUUUGUAUAAAAUCAAAAUUUUUUUGUAUAAAAUUGAUUUUUUUUUGUACGAAAUGUAUAAUAAUUUGAUUUUUUUUUUUUUUGCACAGUUUGUUGGCCCUGGGGCUGAAACAUUUUGAGGGGACGGAGUUUCCCAAGGCCCUGAUCAGUAAAUUCCUGCUGCCCACCAAGAGCGCCCAUCAGCUGACGGUGCGGAUCAAAAACCUCAACAUGAACCGCGCUCCCGACAACAUCGUCAGGUACUACAGGAAGACGAAGCAGCUGCCGGUGCUGUUGAAAUGCUGUGAGGAAAUUGAGCCCCACGAGUGGAAGGCGCCCGUGGAGAUGGAGGAGCAUCGCCUGCCCUUCUGGUUAAAGGCCAGCCUGCCGUCCAUCCAGCGGGAGCUGAAGCAGCUGGCAGAGGAUGCCAAGGAGCGCCCGAGCUCUGCCCAGCCUGACCCCGCUGUUUUGGGGUCAGAACAGGACCCUCCCGCCGCRGAGAAGGACGACAAAUACCCUCUGCUGAUGCCCAAGGGACUGGUGCUCACCCUCAAACCUUUGGGUAACAGAUUUCCCAGGAGAACCUGGAGGAGACAGCGCUCAUCAUCGCUCAAACCCGUCCUGAUCCGGCCCAACCCCUGCAUGCAACCCAGUCCCGACACCGCCCAAAAAACCCCAAAAACGCCCCAAAGCGAGGCGACUCCACCCCGCAAGGUGCUGCUGCAGCUGCCGCGGCCCAUUCAGCCCGCGCUGCCGGUGUCAGGAGUCCCGGGGGUGCAGCCCCUCGCUGUCCCCGCCGUGCUGGCAGCAGGAGAUGGAUUGGAGUUCCAGAAGGUUCUCCCACCCGCCCAGCCAGACUCCAGGCAGCCUUUCCCGGUAGCCACCGCGCCGGCUCUGGUGGCCACAGAGCCGUUCCAGCCCAAGCUGAUGCUGCCGGCGCUGGCCGGGCCCAAAGCGCGCAGAGCCGGCGGGAGGAAAGGCUACCAAAGGAAAAAAGGGACAAAAUCCACACCGGUGCUCAAAGCCUCGCCCGUCCUGCAGCCAUCCCCUGUCAUCCUGACCGUCCCCGCCGCCACCGUCAAAGUGCUCAACAUCGGCAGCGGCUGCAAYGUCCUCCAGCCCCUCGGUGCCACCGUGGGCCACGGCGCUCAGGCCAUCCCCGUCACCACCCUGCUGGUCAAUCCCGCGCCAUUCCCCUGCCCGCUGAGCCAGCCUUUGGUCACCUCGUCCAUCCCGUCGCUGCUGGUGUCGCCCGGCCCCGUGGGGAUCCCGGCGGCCGCUGUGGGGGAGGGAGAGGAGAAGAUGGGWCUGGUCCCAACUCCCGCCGCCAUGGCYGAGCCCUCAGAGCUGCUGGUUCACRYCAAAAAGGAGGAGGAGGAGGAGGAGGGAGCGAUGGACGCCGCCGCGGCGCGUGAGGGAGGACGGGAUGAGGGCAGCGAGAGCUGGGCUGCGGCUGAAGGAGAUGGAGGAAGCUCUGUGGAGCUGUUGCCUCGCUUGGAAAACCCCGAGGAAACGGCGAAAAUGGAAGCGGAAGAGUCGAACGACGCUGCCAAAGAUGGAGCAUCGUCCACUCCCGCGGGACACAAAAUUGAUGCUUUGUGUGGAGAAAGCAAGGAAAAGGAGCUGGGGCAGGAGCUGAGCAUGGAGGCCGCUGGUUCCUGCGGGGAUGAGGAGCCCGAGAAGGAGGAGAAGGGCGAGGAGGAGCCGUCCCCACCCCGCGGAGCGUCCCCAGCCCCGGGCGGCGAUUCCCCCAGGAAUCCAUCAUGGCCGGAGGGCGACGGCGCCUUCAGCAGCCCCCCGGGCCGGCCCGAGGACUCGGACGGGCAGUCUGUGGGGACGCCGGCCGGCCCCGAGGCUGCCAUGGACAGGGAUGGACAGGAGGAGGAGGAGGACGACGAUUUCGAUGAUUUGACUCAAGAUGAGGAUGAGGAGAUGUCAUCGGCCUCCGAGGAGUCGGUGCUGUCAGUGCCGGAGCUGCAGGAGACGAUGGAGAAGCUGACAUGGCUGGCCACGGAGCGACGGCUGAGCCAGGAGGGCGAUUCCGAGGAGGAAAACUCGCAGGAGGAGAACUCGGAGGGCGACGACGACGACGACGACGAAGGGGACGGAGCCGAGAGUUCUCACAGGGACGAGGACACGGCCCCGAAAUGCGCCCGCGGCGCCGCCCCGCCCGCCUCUGCCAGGGUGGAGGCGCUCACCGUCACUCCAGGAGAGCCCCCGAAAGCCCCCGGGAAGGGCCGCAUUUCUCACCGGAGCCGCCCCAAACGGGGCCGCGCUCGGGGCACCAAAGACACCUCGAAACUGCUGCUGCUCUACGACGAAAACAUCCUGGAGAGAGACCCCCAACGGGAGCAGAAAGACCUGGCAUUCGCCCAGGCCUACCUCAGCAGGGUCCGUGAGACKCUGCAGAACGUUCCGGGGAAAUACGAGGAUUUCCUGCGGAUCCUCUACGAGUUCGAGUGCGGAGGAGAACGGCGCUCGGCCGUGGAUCUGUUCCGGGCUCUAGCAGAUGCUGGAGUGUGGCCUGUUCGAGGAGCAUUUGAGGAGCAGCAGGCGUUCGAGAAGAGCCGCAAGUUCCUGCGGCAGUUGGAGAUUUGCUUCGCUGAGAACCCGGCCCAGCACCAGAGAAUCAUCCGGGCCCUGCAGGGCUGCGGGGACACGGGGACACAGGACACUGCUGAGGAUGUGGAGUGGCCCGAGGCUGUCAGGGAUGGUUCCUGUCCCUGUUCCUGUCCCGAGGGCAGCAGCAGCAGCGCUGAGCUCCGCCUGAAGAAAAACAAACGGAGGAGCUGCAGCCACUGCGGGAACAAGGUGUGUGAGAACAAGCUGUACAAACCCAGGGAUUGUCAGGAGCUGCCCCCGAGCCUGGCUCAGCCUGAACCAACCGCGCUGCACGACGGGAGAGAGCCGGGCAGCGCAAAGGAUUCUGGGAGUGCAAAGGAUUCUGGGAGCGCAAAGGAUUCUGGGAGCGCCAGGGAUUCUGCGAGUGCGAGAGAUCCUGCAAGCGCAAAGGAUUCUGGGAGCACGAGGGAUUCUGGGAGCACGAGGGAUCCUGGGAACGCAAAGGAUUCUGGGAGUGCAAAGGAUCCUGCGAGCGCAAAGGAUUUUGGGAGCACGAGGGAUUCUGGGAGCACGAGGGAUCCUGUGAGUGCAAAGGAUCCUGGGAGUGCCAGGGAUUCUUGGAUUGCGAGGGAUCCUGCGAGCGCAAAGGAUUCUGGGAGCGCAAAGGAUGCUGGGAGCGCAAAGGAUUCUGGGAGUGGGAGGGAUCCUGCGAGCGCAAAGGAUUCUGGGAGCACGAGGGAUCCUGGGAGUGCAAAGGAUUCUGGGAGUGCGAGGGAUCCUGGGAGUGCAAAGGAUCCUGGGAUAUUGAAGGAUUUUGGGAGUGCAAAGGAUUCUGGGAUUGCGAAGGACUCUAGGGUUGCAAAAGAUUCUGGGAUUGCAAAGGAACCAGGAAUUUCUAAGGAUUCUGGAAUCAUGAGGGAUUCUGGGGUUUCUAAUGAUUCUGGAGCUCCAAAGGAUUCUGGGAUUGCUAAGGAGACGGGAAUUUCCAAGGAACCUGGAAUGUUCAAGGAUUCUGGGAUUUCCAAGGAUUCUGGAAUGUCCAAGGAACCUGGAAUGACCAAGGAGCUGGGAAUUUCUAAGGAUUCUGGAAUUUCGAAGGAUCCUGGAAUGUCCAGGGAGUUUGGAAUUCCAAAAGAUUCUGGAAUUUCUAAAGACCCUGGAAUGUCCAAGGAGUUUGGAAUGACCAAGGACUCCCAGAGGGGUGGGGGAGAGCUCCACGGAGCCGAUUUGGCUCUGGGGGGAAAGAUUGGAGCUGAGAUCAGUGGAGGAGCUCGGGGUCGGAGCUGCAGCUUGGACACUGAGGAUGGACACUCCGGACACUCCGGCCACGCUCCCAAGGGUGGGGUCCACCCAAAAUCACCCAACUGCAGCUCCGAGGGGGUUGGGGAAGAGCUCCACAGAGCUGAUUUGGGCGCGGGGAGAAAAACCGGAGCCAAAACCAGYGAAGGGACUCGGGGACRGAGCUGCGGUUUGGACAMUGAGGAUGGACACUGCGGACACUCUGGACACUCCGGCCAYGCUCCCAAGGGUGGGGGCCACCCAAAAUCACCCAACUGCAGCCCCGAGGGGCACGCGGAGCUCCGCGCUGGGCACAGGGAGCAGCAGCAGAGGGGCAGCGAGGCCACGGUGUGCGCCAAGAACAGCAAGGUCAGCUCCACCGGCGAGAAGGUCGUGCUCUGGACCAGGUGAGAGUGGAGCUCACGGGGAUCGGCCCCGCCUCCUUCCCUUCCCUUUAAAUCCCAUUUUCUGUCUUUUUCCCCUUUCAAUUCCCAUUUUUGGCCUUUUUUCCCUUUCAGUUCCCAUUUUCUGAAUUCCCAUUUUCUGCCCRUUUGAAUUCCCAAUUUCUGCUUUUUCCUUCUGAAUCCCCAUUUUCUGAAUUCCCAUUUUCUGAAUCCCCUGUGAAUCCCUGUUUUUAAAUCCCCAUUUUUCCCUCUUUC
Malurus melanocephalus (red-backed fairy wren) is the source of this 5212-nucleotide messenger RNA. Its product is annotated as GON-4-like protein. Gene Ontology annotation, molecular function: transcription coregulator activity. NCBI's taxonomy places the organism in Eukaryota, Metazoa, Chordata, Aves, Passeriformes, Maluridae. The transcript has 19 exons. Gene Ontology annotation, biological process: regulation of DNA-templated transcription. Gene Ontology annotation, cellular component: nucleus. The record is from RefSeq and is a predicted model, not a curated record.